UGUUAUUAAUAUUUGACAACCAUGACUCACACAUUAGUAUCGACCUGAUUGAAAAGGCUAAGGCAAACAACAUCCACAUUAUUGGCUUACCACCACACACUACUCAUCUGCUUCAGCCCCUUGAUGUUGCCAUCUUUGGUCCCUUGAAAGAAAAGGUCAACCAAUUAGCUGUGACAGUGGGAAACCUGAACAAGUCUGCCACCAUAGGCAAAGCAAAGUUUCCUGCUUUAUUAAGCACUGCAAUUGACCAGACUUUAUCCUUAGCACGUGUGAAAGAGUCUUUUAGGAAAUCUGGAAUGUAUCCUGUAGACAGGUCCAUAAUUCCCAAUUCUCAACUAGCUCCAGCAGACUUUCAUAAAACUGAAAAGGGAAAUAAAGAGAUUACAGAUGUAGAUGUUACAAUUAUCACUAGUAAUGAGCACCAGGAAUCAACAAUUCUUUGUCACUGUUGUGGCAACACUUUAACAUACACAACAGAAACUGAGCUGAACAAAACAACAGAAAAUCCACUCGUUACAAAAAACUUAAUCCCAAAAAGUUUAGCUGAUGUGUUGUUACCCCCUGCAAAUCCAUCUCAGGCAAAAAAAACUUCUAGUAAAAUUGUAACAGAAGCAAGAGUCAUUACAGGGGAUGAAAUGCUACAGAAACUGCAGUAUAAGCAUGAUGAAGCAAAAAAGUUGGAAGAAGAGAAAGAAAAGAGGAAAACAGAAAGAGCGAGAAAGAAGGAAGAAGCUGAAGUUUUAAAGGAGGCAAAGAAGGAGGAAAGAGAAAGGAAGAAAAGAGACAGAGAAUUGAGAGACACUGAAAAAGAAGACGAAAGAGAGAGGAAGAGACAGAGGAAGGAAGAAAAAAGAAAUAAGCAAUCUAACCAACAAAUCACUGCUCAAGUCCACCAGUAUUCUACAUGUAGUAAUUCAUCUGUAGACAGUAGAAGAAGUAGCAGAGUGAAGACACCUUUAAUAAGGGAAGAGUUUUUACAAUUUGAUAGUGAUAUUGACAUUAUUGAGACAAUGGAAGAAUAGGGAAUAAAACAAAAAUCUAUCCAAAGACUCUUGUCAUACUGAAUUUGAAGAACUGUGCAAUUUGUUUUUAAAUAAUGUUUGAGAUCGCAAUUGCAUUUUAUUGAUUUAAAUUUCAUACUGUUCAUAACAAACUUAUUGCUGCAAUAUUGAUAAAAUUUUGAUAACACAAAUAUCUUCUGUAGGGGAUACAAUCAAUUUUUUCACUUCUAUAUUUCAUGUAAAUUUUAAGCUACAGAAAAUCAUAUUUUUUCCUAAUCUUUAAAUUCAACAUAUUGAUUAGAUUACCUUUAUUUGCCCUCUUCAUAUUGUAUCUGGAAGUAAAAUUAAAAAGUGGUAGCGAUAAAGUUUUAACCCAUGAUUUGGAUUCACAAAAUGAAAAAAAUAAUCAAUGGUCAAGUUGCAAAACUAUUACGUUAUUGGUAAUUCUAAAACAAAAACAAAUGAAUGUACAUGCGGUUUUUGAAACAUUGAAAAGAAAAUUAUAUGAAAAAUAACAAGUACUUCAAGAAGUACACACAAGUUCCAUGUACAAUGUAUACCUUCCAGUAUAUACCAAUAUUUUAGCAACUGAUUUUUGAAGAUGUUAAUUAUAAACAAGUUGAUGUAUCCAAUAAUCUGAAACUUUCAUAAAAACAUUUUAUAUAACUUUUUAACCAUCUAAAAAUUUAGGGUCAGUAAUUGGGCUAUACUGUUCUCACAAAAGAUUUUUUAAAGGAUGUAAUCAUAAAGGACUCCUCCUUGUUUGUCUUGACCUGUCCCGCUAAAAUGUACUACAAGUUCACCAUCACUUCAGAUAACCUGGAUUUUUUUUUCAAGUAAUAAAGGAAUAUUUUGUUCAUUUAACAAUGUUUAAUGAAAUACUUGUACAUGAUAUAGCAGACAUGUGUAUUUAACCUUCAAUUUACUAGCAUACUCAAAUUAAAAAAAAAUUGUGUUUACAGUAUCAGAAAUUGAUGAUUUGACUUUGUUUUGAUAUGCCAAUGUAUUGAAACUAGAGGCUCUCAAGAGCCUGUGUCGCUCACCUGAUUCUACUUUAAUUUUGGAAAUCAUGUUAAAAUAGAUUAAAAUCAUAACAUAUACCCUAAA
Molecule: messenger RNA, 2108 nt
Organism: Mytilus californianus (California mussel)
Lineage: Eukaryota; Metazoa; Mollusca; Bivalvia; Mytilida; Mytilidae
Product: nucleolar protein 58-like
Exons: 3
Coding region: 297-1022 (241 amino acids)
Source: RefSeq, a predicted model, not a curated record